Messenger RNA from Rasamsonia emersonii CBS 393.64, 2343 nucleotides. RefSeq lists its product as uncharacterized. The coding region runs from base 1 to 2343 and encodes 780 amino acids. The transcript is spliced from 8 exons. Lineage: Eukaryota; Fungi; Ascomycota; Eurotiomycetes; Eurotiales; Trichocomaceae. The record is from RefSeq and is a predicted model, not a curated record.
AUGGUUCUCGAGUACAUCCCGACAUAUCGUCUUACUCCAGAGACACUGCAAAAGUACUUGGAGCAACUGUUUCCCAAUCAUGAGAUCAACAUCAAGACAAACACAGCCGAUCAAUAUGUUGUCAACCUUCCCCAGAGCCUGACUGAGCUGAGAAUCCAAUCCCUGAAUAAUAGUCGCGUUACAUUGCCCCCGCCAGCACGUCUGGGAGAACUGCGGCUCCGGGCGGCGAGGCAUUCUUCGGUGUGGUAUAAGAAGGAGGAUUCGAAGAAUCCAGUUUCCGCACUUAAACGACCACGAAAUCGAGUGUCGAAAAUGGUAGAUCAGUACGAUAGACUCCAUGCAGCCUGUAAUGCUGCCGACACCUACCCCAAGAACCUCAUACGCACCCAAGCGUUUCGGCAUACCCUGCAAUCAUAUCGAAACCGAUUACACGAGCAACAACAACUGCUCUUCGAUCCAAAUCCUAAGUAUACGGUAGUCGAUCUGUGGGAGGCGUAUGAUGGCCAAGAUGCAUUUCAUCCUACCAGCUGCAAAACCGUCGACGCCCUGAGAGUGCAUUUUGAGGUCAAUCGCAAGGAUCCGCGUUGUCGCCAUGUGUUCAUCCAGGCAGAACACUCCAGGGCGCCUCUGGACUGCUCCAUGGAGAUGUUCGUCUACCUCCUCUCCUUCCUUCAGGUAAUGGCGCGGUUCCUGGACCUCAUUUUUGCAUUUGGGAGACAGUGGCUUCCCAAGGACUUCCAUUACACCGCAUUUCGCCACGAAAACUUCCUGGAUACGCUGGAAGCCAAGAAAUUCGAAAUUCCGAAGCUGGGCCGAUCUGGACGCGAGAUUCGACACUGCUACAACGUUUGGUCCGUUGAAAGGUCAUCAGCCGGCGGAUCGCCAUGGUCGAUUCGACAAACGGCUGUCUACCACUCGUUCGACAUGGACACCGGCAGGGCACUGUGGAUCAAUGUCAAAGGCAAUGACCUCAUGCAAAAGAGGAUCACAGAGGCAACUAAAACCUGCAGGCGACUACAGGCUGGCUCACUCACAGACCUCCGUGGGUCCUUUGCUGCCACCCUCGUGACUCACCUCAUUCUCUUCGAAUGGUGUGGUGAAAACUGGCGGUCGUAUAUCAGCAGCUUGGAGAGUGACCUACGAAAGAUCUUGAAGAAGGUCAAUAAUGCACCUAUCGACGAUGUUGAGCGUGCGCUUGCUGUUAAUCCGAAUGCUCUGAUCCAGCCUCUGACUUCGAUGAAUAAUACGUUCCCAAGCAGUACGCCUUCUAGAGCCAACUCCUUCUCAAAAGGACAUGCAUUCUCUAGACAGAGUACCGCGACUGACAGGUCCUUCGUCUCAAACCAGUUCAUGUCGUCCAAGCAGCGAGUUCUGAGUGGCUUGACAGCCACCACGGCCGGCUCAGGCACUGGGAAGCAGAAUCGACAGCCACAGUUGCCACAGUCACCGGUAUCAGAAAAAUCAGUGCGACCCGAGAACGGGGAGCAGGGUGAUGAUGGUGAUGGAGAGGACCGUUUCGGAGUCCUCCAGCAGUUCUCAUUCAAAGAACUGCAGCAACUCCAUGACAUCGGCGCUAAUCUUCACGAGGCCAGCCUUGUCAUGAAGCUGAAUGCGGAUGUCUUGAUUGAGGUACUCGAACACUACAAAACCCUGACAGAGGCUGUCGGGUUUCCAGCAGCGAUUAAGGAUGGAUGCAGCGAGGGGAUAUCGGAAUUCUUUCAACGCGUCAGGAGCAUCGUCCGGGAUCUCAAAAUGGAGCAGUCGCGCAUUGAAACAUUGAUGCACAUGCUGGAAGAUGGAAAAAGCUUGUUUGAUGGGAUUCUGCAAUUUCGAAACAUGGAGAUCAACAAGCUGUUCGCGGUGAACGCGCAUCAAAGCGCCCAGCGGAUGGAGGAGAUGACGCGAGACAUGCACGAGUCCACGAUCAAGAUGGAGCAAGUGACGGAGAGCAUGCACACAAUUGCGGCAAAGACGGAAAAGGAUACGGCAUUAAUGCACAUCAUUACAUUGGUAACCCUGGUGUUCCUGCCAGGGACCUUUGUCGCCGUAAGAUUCGGGUUGCCGUUGUAUUCCUUGCGUAAGUUCACUACAUCUCUGACCUCCAACCAGACCAUCUUCGGCAGCGGGUUGUUCCAAUGGGACCAGAAUCACCCGUUGGAGAUGCCCGUGUGGAAGCCCGAGUUCUUUGCUUUAUUCGCGAAAAUUUGCUUCCCACUGAUGGCAGGGACCCUUUUAAUAUGGCUGGGGGCAUAUUGGUGGGCCUCAUGGAGGCGGGGCAAGAAGCAGGAAGCUGAUGAAGAGCAGCUGCUGGUUGACGGCGACGAGCAUGUUCAGAAGGCAUAG